UUCCCUCUUUCUCAGCUGCUACUGCUAUGGAGGUCGCUACCAUGGCUUCUCAUUCGUUCCCACUCGCAAGAUUGAAGCUAUCGCAAACGUGCUCUUCAUGCGCUCCAACUUCUUCUUCCUCUUGUCUUACUAAACCCUCUCUUCCAUCUACUCCCUUUCUCUCCUCUUCCUCUAUGGGCGGCUCCGUCUCCGCCGCCUUCUCCCUCCUUAGAAUCCGUCCCGCUUCUCUCAACCCUUAUUCACCCUCCUACUCUCGCGGGGGCAAACGUGGCGUCGUGACCACGGUCAUUCCAUUUUCAAGGGGAAGUGCAUGGGAGCAACCUCCACCAGAUUUAGCAUCUUACUUGUAUAAGAAUCGUAUUGUCUACUUGGGCAUGUCGUUGGUUCCAUCUGUCACUGAACUUAUAUUAGCAGAAUUUCUUUACCUUCAGUAUGAAGACGAGCAAAAGCCAAUUUAUCUUUACAUAAACUCAACCAAGGAUGGAGAGAAGUUGGGAUAUGAAACAGAGGCUUUUGCAAUUUAUGAUGUCAUGGGGUAAUGAAAUCAUUAGCUGCUCCUAAUUGACAAAAUCUUCUGAUAAGGUUGUAAUGAGUUUUUAAAUUUGCAUGCGUUUCAGAAGUGCCUUCUGAACUUAAUGCAACAUAAAGUAUAGAGACAAUUAAAGGAGGAAGACAA
Molecule: messenger RNA, 676 nt
Organism: Coffea eugenioides
Lineage: Eukaryota; Viridiplantae; Streptophyta; Magnoliopsida; Gentianales; Rubiaceae
Product: ATP-dependent Clp protease proteolytic subunit-related protein 4, chloroplastic-like
Exons: 3
Coding region: 27-539 (170 amino acids)
Biological process (GO): protein quality control for misfolded or incompletely synthesized proteins
Cellular component (GO): endopeptidase Clp complex
Molecular function (GO): ATPase binding; ATP-dependent peptidase activity; serine-type endopeptidase activity
Source: RefSeq, a predicted model, not a curated record